GUGACAGUGACACUCGCAAAAGUGACUGUGGUGUGUAUUGAAAAGAGGAGUGAAUAGGCUUAUUGGAGUCACUAUCUCCUCAACAUGGCUGCAAGGUUGUUGUGGGCGUCAAGGGCUGCUUCUCACCUCAGGAUCUCAGUCUUUCCUAGAGGUUUUGCUACAGUUGUGAAGGAUCUGAAGUAUGCUGAUUCACAUGAGUGGGUUAAGGUCGGUGGCAAUUCUGCUACCAUUGGUAUAACAGAUCACGCUCAAGAUCAUUUGGGCGAUGUUGUGUACGUUGAAUUGCCAGAAGUAGGGGCAGCUGUAACACAGAACACCAACUUUGGUGCAGUUGAAAGUGUCAAGGCCACUAGUGAUAUUAAUUCUCCUGUUUCAGGAAAAGUAGUUGAAGUUAAUGAAGAGCUCAACAGUUCCCCUGGUUUGGUUAACUCGAGCCCAUACGAGAAGGGUUGGAUUAUAAAGGUUGAAAUUAGCGAUGCUGGUGAAUUAAAGAACCUUAAGGACUCAGAUCAGUACUCCAAGUUCUGUGAAGAAGAAGAUGCAGAGCACUGAGUAGGGCACACAGCUGUGUUGGAAAUUUAGCACUCCCCCAUGAAGGGGCUUGUUUCUUACAUGUCUUUUGGUGUUACCACACGUCUUUGGAUUUUGUUUUCUUGGGAUUAAUUAAUUGGCAAAGUUUCUCUUCAGAGUA
Messenger RNA from Tripterygium wilfordii, 691 nucleotides. Its product is annotated as glycine cleavage system H protein 2, mitochondrial-like. Gene Ontology annotation, biological process: glycine decarboxylation via glycine cleavage system; protein lipoylation. The coding region runs from base 85 to 552 and encodes 155 amino acids. NCBI's taxonomy places the organism in Eukaryota, Viridiplantae, Streptophyta, Magnoliopsida, Celastrales, Celastraceae. The record is from RefSeq and is a predicted model, not a curated record. Gene Ontology annotation, cellular component: glycine cleavage complex; mitochondrion; cytoplasm. The transcript is spliced from 3 exons.